This is a messenger RNA of Zerene cesonia (dogface butterfly), 614 nucleotides long. RefSeq lists its product as uncharacterized. The transcript has 4 exons. Bases 105 to 566 code for a protein of 153 amino acids. The record is from RefSeq and is a predicted model, not a curated record. Lineage: Eukaryota; Metazoa; Arthropoda; Insecta; Lepidoptera; Pieridae.
UGUAAUAUUAACUGGCUCGAAUCACGUGUCAUAUAAAUGUUUUGGUCUAUUAAUACACAAAUAAACACAGAGAUAAGGCUAUUUGCAGUCGAUCCGCACCAGCAAUGGACGCGAGGUUAUUUUUAUUGUAUUUGUUUGUUUCUGUUGCAAGCUCGGAAUUGGUGAGAAAGAAGAUAUGUAAGGGGGUUGACACACCCACGUGUAGCAUCCACAACGUACAUUUAGACCCUUGCCCGGACGGACCCGCUUUCUGCCUCAUCAGACGAAACAAGCUUUACCAAGUCACUGUAGAUUUUAAUCCUCAAUUUUCUUCAAGCAAUCUCAAACUGGCUAUAAAUGGAGACAGUGCGAAAGACGCCACCUUCAGCACAGAAAUCCUCCCCCCCACCAGCGGGUGUGACGUCAUCACCUGCCCCCUACAGAAAAACACGCGACAGAGCUUCAAUACAACGAUAUCUUUGAAUAAAAGAAGUCGAGGAAAAUUUCCAAUACAAAUAAAACUUUGGAAUGAGGACAACAUCGCUGACGUGUGUUGUGUUAUAUUCAAUGUGAGAGUUUUAAAAUAAGUAAGUUACACAUGUACAUGAGUUGUUUAAUAAAAAAAUAUAAUUAUG